UAUACAAGAUAAACCAUAAAUACAAUAUUAUGAGGUCUGAUUUGGAUAAACGUGAUACAAGCAUGUGAUGACAAUAACUAUUGUACUCUCAGAAAAGUGAUAAGACAAAGGCUAUAAAACUGUCCUGCAUGUCUUUUAUAGAAAGCACUGAUUGGAUCUCACAACACUGAGAGAAACGCAAACGAAGAGUCAAUACAGACCAAGAUUAACACUGAAAGCAAGUCUUUGGAGACAAAAUGAGAAAAUUACUUUUGCUGGUUCUCACCAUAACAGCUCCUAUAGUUUUUUCCAGUCCACCAGUUCAGGAUGAGAAGCUUCCUGAUGAAGUGGUGAAGGUGCCAGUGGUCGAACAAGAACCGACAGUAGAGCUCACAGAAGAACAAGCAGGUCCUCGGAUACAGGAUGAAGCUAUUGCAGAUUCACGUAUGGUGGAGCCUGAUUCAGUGCUGCUGGAGCCAGAGACAACAGAGGAGCACAGAAAACCAGAAGAGACACAAGUAAUGAUGGAGGAACCUGUGCUAGAGGCAGAUUACUUGCCUAAAGAGACGCCAGAGACAGAACUAGAGCCUGAGCUGGAAAUAACUGCCAGUCAGAUAGAAAGAAACAACGUAUCUGAGCAUAUAGUGGCAGAAGAUCUAGAAAUACAAAUGGAACCUGAGAGGGGUAGUCGAAGGGCGAAUACUGGAAGGUGGUCUUGUGGAGGAGUUAUCCUACAGGGCAAAUGUUACCAGUACUUCAGAAUAAACCUUGAUGGCUUUCAUGCUGAGUAUCACUGUAAAUCCAUCUGCCAUAAUGGCAACCUGGCCUCGGUGGCAAGUAGCUACAUUCUUGGUGAAUUAGGCAAUUUAAUGGAUCAGAAUGGAGGUCGCACUCACGCAUGGCUUGGAGGACGGAGAGUCAUUGGUACAAAUAAUUUCAAAUGGUUGGAUAGAACGUUGUGGAGCUAUAAUGGCUGGAAUGUAGGAGAGCCCAAUAAUGCUGGUGGGAUGGAGAACUGUGUAGAGACGUGGUAUAAUCUGGCAUUUAAUGAUGCACCAUGCACAAUACCCAAACCAUUCAUCUGUUCCUGUCCACUUUAGACAGCCAGAAGGUUAACCUAACCUCCAACACAGUAACCUAUGUGCAGUAACUAUGACAUUUUUUUUAAUAAUAAUAAUUAUUAUUACCAUUUUUAAAGAUGAAUUUAUAAGGGUUAACAACUGAUGUUUUAUUAAAUUUGCUUUGCAUUGUUUACAAAAAAUAAUAAUAAUAACAAACACAAUAAACACAAAUUGUUGUAAGCAUUUUAAUUGUUUACUAGCUAAAACAUGCUUUUGAACACUUCUACUGUAUGUUUAAAUAAAG
Messenger RNA from Labeo rohita (rohu), 1344 nucleotides. RefSeq names its product low affinity immunoglobulin epsilon Fc receptor-like. The transcript is spliced from 7 exons. Lineage: Eukaryota; Metazoa; Chordata; Actinopteri; Cypriniformes; Cyprinidae. Gene Ontology annotation, molecular function: signaling receptor activity. Bases 237 to 1079 code for a protein of 280 amino acids. The record is from RefSeq and is a predicted model, not a curated record.